UUUCAACGAGUCUUUCUUUUUUUGGUUUUCCUCAACGACUUUAGACAAAUUCUUUAAAGUCUCUCAGCUUCCAGACGAAGGAAAGAUGAUACAGACAAAGACAACUAUGGGACAAAAACAGGGCGUUGACUCAAGAGGCAAAGGCAAAGGAGUUUCCGGUUCGUCGGUAGGGCCAAAGCACGGCGUUGACUCUAACGGCAAAGGCAAAGAAGUUUCCGGUUCUUCGAUCGUUACCGGACCAUCGCCUUUCGAUGACUUGCCUGAGGAUUGCGUUUCCAAGAUAAUCUCUUUUACAAGUCCUCGGGACGCAUGCGUCUCUAGUUGCGUUUCCAAAACGUUUGAAUCUGCGGUCAGGUCCGAUGGUGUGUGGGACAAGUUUCUUCCGCCGGAUUAUACUUCUCUGGCUCCUCCAUCGCUAGUUUUGUCAUCCAAGAAAGAGCUCUAUUUCGCUCUUUGCAAUCAUUCUCUAAUCGAAGAUGGCAAAAAGAGCUUUUGGCUUGAGAAAGCGAGUGGGAAGAAGUGUGUAAUGUUAGCUCCAAGGGAACUAUGGAUCACAUGGGGAAAAAGUCCUCAGUAUUGGCAAUGGAUCUCAAUGCCUGAAUCUAGGUUUGAAGAAGUACCUGAGCUUCUCAAUGUAUGUGCUUUUGAGAUGGGUGGUAACAUGAACACUCAAGUCCUAUCUCCGGACACUCACUACACAGCUUACGUUGUGUACAAGAUAAGGAACCGGCGUCACGGCUUACGAGAUUUGCCCAUACAAGUUGGAGUUGGGUUUAAGGGACAAGAGAUGCCAAGAAAAUUCAUAUGUUUCGAUGAGACUACCGAUGAAUACAAACCUUGGCCAAAGAAGGAGCUGAUGAAAUCAGUGAUGAGGGAGGAAGAUGGGUGGAUAGAGGCAGAGAUUGGAGAUUUCUUCAACGAAGGAGGAUUAAUGGGUUUUGAUGAAAUUGAAGUGAGUAUUGUUGACAUUACUUCAGGGAAUUGGAAAUGUGGCGUGAUCAUUCAAGGGAUUGAGUUCAGGCCAAGGAGAUAGCCGGUAAAGUGAUAUACCGCCGGUUUACUGAAUGGAAUAACGGUUUGAUGAUUUCCGGUUAUGUAUUUUUUGUAACCUCUUUGGAACAAAAAAAGACUUGUGACAUGAUUUAAAGUUUGUGGGUUGUAAUGUUUUUUAUAUUUGGUUUUUGAUUUUUGAUGAUAGUCUUCUUACAUAACUAAACUCAAUAAAGUGAAAUUGUGUGUUUUUUUUUGUAGA
Molecule: messenger RNA, 1252 nt
Organism: Thlaspi arvense
Lineage: Eukaryota; Viridiplantae; Streptophyta; Magnoliopsida; Brassicales; Brassicaceae
Source: the annotation of a GenBank genome assembly